AUGGAGGGCACGUCUGUGGCGGCGGCUGAGGAUGUGCUGGGGAAUCUGUCGGCCGAUGUGAAGAUUCUGGCUGCCAAGGGCUUGAACAACAGGGACUGGCUGGGCAAGUCAGAUCCGUAUUGUGAGCUGUUUGUUGGUGGCGUGAGCAGGGGGCAGACUGAGGUUCGGUGGAACAACCUGAGCCCGCAGUGGGACAAGGGCUCCAUCACGAUUCGAGGCCUGCGCCCGGGAGACGAGGUCGAGUUCAAAGUCUGGGACGACGACAGGCUCCUGCCUGGGAUGAGCCAGGAGAGAAACCGAGAGAGCCUCGGCUCGUGCAAGCUGCCGCUCCCCGCCGCGGGUGAGAAGAAGGACGAGUGGUUGCAGGUCGAGGGCGCGGCAGAGGAGGUCGGAGAUGGCGAGCCCCCGCACCUGCACGUAGCCGUGGAGGUGAGAUCAGACGCUGCGACCGGGCCGAUGACUGAGCCAAACGCCGACGCCAAGACAAUUGCCAAGCUGGCAGCCGAGGAUGUGCCUGGGAAUUUGUCGGUCGAUGUGAAAAUCCUUGCUGCCAAGGGUUUGAAGAAUAGGGAUUGGAUGGGCAAGUCAGAUCCGUGGCGGAUUGUGAGCUGUUUGUUGGUGGCGUGA
Prorocentrum cordatum is the source of this 627-nucleotide messenger RNA. The record is from the annotation of a GenBank genome assembly. Lineage: Eukaryota; Dinophyceae; Prorocentrales; Prorocentraceae.